UGAUGUUUCACGAGAAAGUAUAAAUUAAUCAAGCAAUUAACUACUAAUCGCGCUCUUCUCCCUAUAAAUAAAUCCAUUUACUUCUUCUUCUUCAGUCUAUCGCCUCUUCCCUUAUAAAUAAACCCCUUUCACUUCUUCUUCAGUCUAUUCAAAACGCAGAGAAAAUCCAAAAAACGACACCGUUUAACAGCAAAGAUGCUUUCUUCAUCUCCAACUUCCUUCACUCAUCACUUCCUCUCCUCUUCUCCGCCUCUCUCCCCCAUAUCUCCUCCUCCCUCUCGCUCCACUCGCCUCCCACCUCCUCUCACCGCCUCCGCCUCUUGCUCCUACACCUACACAGACGCUCCGCCGAGACUUCACCGAUCGCCUCCGCCGGCGACGGCGACCGCCUCGCUAUACGAGAUUCUCGACGUUCAUCACGGCGCGACGAGUCAAGACAUCAAAUCGGCGUACCGGCGGUUAGCGAGGAUCUGCCAUCCCGACGCGGCGGGAAAUGAUCGGAGUAACUCUUCUUCUCCUUCGGCGGCGGCGGAUGAGUUCAUGAAGAUCCACGCGGCGUACUGUACGCUCUCCGAUCCUGAGAAACGGUCUGUUUACGAUCGGAGGAUGUUAAGGCGGAGGCGUCCGUUGACGGUUAGUACGUCAGGGAUGGGCGGUUACGUGGGAAGGAACUGGGAGACUGAUCAGUGUUGGUAGUGAGUUGACUCGGUGGAUGAGUUAGUUUGAAUUAAUUAAAAGAACGGUUUGUAAAUAUAGGACGCGGUAAAAUUUGGGUUUUUAACGGUGUAAUUAAUAGUAGUAUUAGUGUGCUAACAUACGCCUAAGAGCUAAACGUACGCUCUCUACGCGGGCGAUCAGCGCCGUUUGUUUCGUGUUACGUAGGAUCUACGUGUGUGUGUGUGUUUUUUUAACCUUGUGAAUCCUAUAAUAUUAUCAAUGGAAAAAAACAAAUAUCAUAAUUACUUUCCUUCUUUUGUAAAGCUAAUUUUUUUAACACUGACUAAUUAUGUACUAUAAACUAUGAGAAAUAUUAUAGACGAUUUUAUGGCGGAUUUAGAGAUUAGAACUAAUGUUUAGAUUAUGAUUUAUUUAAGAUUCUAUUGUAUACCCGUUUUCAGUGCAUAAUGUCUCACAAGUAACCCAAAAGAAAAAAACAAAUCUAAUUGUUACAGAAUAUGCUUGGAGCAGUUUCAUUUUCUAUCAA
This is a messenger RNA of Eruca vesicaria subsp. sativa (arugula), 1204 nucleotides long. Lineage: Eukaryota; Viridiplantae; Streptophyta; Magnoliopsida; Brassicales; Brassicaceae. The record is from the annotation of a GenBank genome assembly.